Molecule: messenger RNA, 2182 nt
Organism: Scleropages formosus (Asian bonytongue)
Lineage: Eukaryota; Metazoa; Chordata; Actinopteri; Osteoglossiformes; Osteoglossidae
Product: cysteinyl leukotriene receptor 1-like
Exons: 2
Coding region: 129-1169 (346 amino acids)
Biological process (GO): G protein-coupled receptor signaling pathway
Cellular component (GO): plasma membrane
Molecular function (GO): leukotriene receptor activity
Source: RefSeq, a predicted model, not a curated record
GACAACUUCAGUGCUCUGAAGAAAGAGCGGCAUCUACGUCUGAGGACCUCCUCUGGAGCAGCUGUGGGACAUGGUCUCCAGGAGUCCGCACAGCGCAUGAAGAGUCAUCCAAGCGGCUUCCCUGAGCAAUGGCACUUCUGAAUAUUUCCUCUAACAUCAGCGAGGACAGCCCCACAGAUGCUAUGUGCCCCAACAUCGAUGAGUUCCGUAACCGCGUCUACUCCACCGUGUACUCCAUUGUCACCAUUGUCGGUCUGAUAGGCAAUGGUUUCGCCCUCAUAGUACUGAUCAGGUCCUCCCACCAGCGCUCUGCUUUCCACGUCUACAUGCUGAACUUAGCCAUGUCGGACCUGCUCUGUGUCAGCACCCUGCCCCUGCGCGUCCGCUACUAUGUCAACAACGCCCAAUGGGACUACGGCGACUUCUUGUGCCGCAUCAGUUCCUAUGCACUUUAUGUCAACCUCUACUGCAGCAUCUACUUCAUGAUGGCCCUGAGUUUUACCCGUUUUCUGGCCAUCGUCUUUCCCAUCCAGAACAUGAAGCUGGUCAGCACACGCAAGGCCUGCAUCGUCUGCCUCUGCAUAUGGAUCUUCAUCUGCACAUCCAGCUCUCCAUUCCUCAUGACAGGUGUCCAUGAGGAUCCCAUUUCAAACAAGACCAAGUGCUUUGAGCCACCCGGGCAAAGAAAGGAUAUUCACAAGCUCAUAAUCCUCAACUACAUCUCCCUGGUGGUGGGCUUUUCUGUCCCCUUCCUGGUCAUCUUGAUCUGCUCCGCUGGAAUCAUCUACACCCUGCUGACAGGGCCCAGCAGCAUAAGGCAAAAAAGAAACAGCCGCAUCAAGGCCAUCCGCAUGAUUGUCAUCAUCAUGCUAGCCUUCCUCAUCAGCUUCAUGCCUUACCAUAUCCAGCGCACCAUCCACCUGCAUUUCAUGAACCGUACAGACGUCUCCUGCAAAGAUGUUGUCUUCAUGCACAAGUCCGUGGUGAUCACACUGUGCUUGGCUGCCGCCAAUUCCUGCUUCGACCCAAUGCUCUAUUUCUUCUCUGGUGAGAACUUCCGCAGGCGUCUGUCUACACUCCGCCAUAACUCCAUCAUAGUAAGGGGAAGUCUACGCAGGCAGAAUUCACACGUCAACGGUUCGCAGAACCAGCGACAAGACAUUAGCUAGGGAACAGAUUGUGUGCUGGGAUGCACCUCCGCAGCUGCUCUGGAACAACAUCUGGUGUCACUCUGAAAGCUGUUCUUUCACAGAGCUGUGUGAUUUUUUUGAACCGGGUAAUAGAGUAACUACCCAUGAAGGCUUCCUAAGAAUUAAAGUGAGUUGCACUGCACCUGGAUCAACCACUGCAGGCUGAGAAAAGAACGGACGGGGAGUUCCAAGAAAAGGGGACUUUGUUCAAUUCAGGAUAUAACACUGAAGUUAUCCGUUUUCCUAAUUUAAGACAUUUUGUAUGGAAUGCACACACCUUGUAGAGCAGCUCAGAUUUAUGCCUAACAAUAGCAAUUUUUAAUGUAAACAGAUUUACUUACUUUCAUGCUAGCUUAUGUUCAGUCUAUAUAUUUCUGUAAGGAUGUAAAUUAAAUUUAUUACUUAAAUGCUACUAAAGUGGACUAAGAUUUUUCUUAAGCAAAUUCUGAUUUUACACUUAUUGAUUACUGUUAUUUUUGUGUACCGUAUAUGGGUUGAAGGAUUUUAAUAUAGUAAAGUGGCUGAGGUGUGAGUCCACAACAUAAUGUUCAAACUUUGGUAAAUGUUUCAAUGAUAUAUGUUUGUUUUGUCUUCCUUCAUCGAGUAAGAUUUCAUUAAUGGACCAAUCAGUGUUAUUACUAUUCUGUAUAAAUUAAUUAGAUCUAGCAGUAUAUGAUUGAGUUCUUUAAUUUUGUUUGAAUAAAACAAAUUAUUUAAAUCAAAACUGUAGAGAGCAAAUACGCUUGAGAAGUACAGGAAACAACUGAUUUGUGUCCAUUCUAAUUAGCGUGUAGUUAGUGAUGCUUUUAUAUAUUUCACAUUAUAUAUGAAUUUAAUGUUUUAAGACAGUGGUUGCAUUGUGUGUGUUAGACCUGGGAACACAUCCAGUCAGAAAAUUAGCAUAAAAUUCCAAUUAGCGUAGUUGCUUAGUGCAUAACCAGGGCAUUUUCAUGACUUUUACAUGCUACUGAAUAUUUUAAUAAAUAAUACAA